Effrenium voratum is the source of this 1139-nucleotide messenger RNA. The record is from the annotation of a GenBank genome assembly. Lineage: Eukaryota; Dinophyceae; Suessiales; Symbiodiniaceae.
GGAUUGCGGCAAUCGAUUUUCCAUUCGUCUCACAACCAUGAAGCCUUCAGGGCUGCCAGCUGAUGCCUGAGCCAAGGCCCGUGGGCGAGGCCGACCAGGCCGAGCAGGCCAACCAGGAGCUACUGGAGCUUAAGGCUUUGUGCGAAGCACAGGCAGAACGCAUCGCUGAGCUGGAGACCACAUGCUCGCGCCAGGAGGCUCGCAUCCGGGAGCUGGAAGAGCUGGAGCUGCAAGCUUUGCAAGGCCCAGGUGAGUCUCAGCACUGCAACGGCGCAAACGCGCGACCUGCGGAGCAGGUCUUCAGCUCAGUGGAUAGCCUGCACAGGCCAGAUCCACGCCAGUCAGGCCGCGGGGAAAGGUCGCCACCAGAGCUGAGCCCACGGCUAGGGCAUCUUGAAAGCUUAUCCUCAGCCGCCAGAGCAGCAGGUGCAGUCCCGGCUCCGUCGGAGCACCUGAGGCGCGCACAGGAAUUGGCUGAAGCAGCAGCUAAGACCCGAAUGCUGGCACCCUGCGCAGGAGCCCUGGUUUCGCCUCGCCAAGCCUUUCGACAGGAGCCCAGCCAGGUGCCUCUGCCAACGAGGCUGGCGUGGUCUGUCCAGGACCGCGCAAGCUUGCUGCUGCCUUCCAGGGUGAUUGCGCCGCCAACUCCCGCCUCGCCCUCACCAGCAGGCUCCAUGUUGGUUCCCGGCCGCAUUCAGGCCGCAGAAUGGAGCCCAGGGCCGCAGGGCAGGACCCUCCAUGGCGGCUCGCUGCACACGUUGCCUGGUCAGCAAGUCGCCGCAACGCUGCGCCUGCCACCAAGGAUUGCUCCAGCUGCGCCGGUCAAGAGCAUUCGUGUGCUGCAACCGGGAGAGGUGGCCGACUCGUCAGUUUCGCUUCUGUACCAUGGCAUGGCUCAGGUGAAGGCGAGCCCUCGCUUCGAGGUGCGGUCCUUCUCGCCCGGCUUGAAGGCUGAGAAGGACUGGGGUGAUUUGAAGGCUGGACCAGGUGGAGUUGGAAGCCCUCCGCAGCCGCAAGAGCGCGGCGUUGGGAUGCUUUCUUGCACAUUGAGCGCUUCAGGCGCGACCUGCUAGAACGAAAUUGCUAGCGAAUGAUUCAUGAAUGUAUAUUUAGCAAAUGUGCUGAUCCUGAAAGGAUGC